Cheilinus undulatus (humphead wrasse) is the source of this 1846-nucleotide messenger RNA. Its product is annotated as interferon-induced protein 44-like. The record is from RefSeq and is a predicted model, not a curated record. The transcript has 8 exons. Lineage: Eukaryota; Metazoa; Chordata; Actinopteri; Labriformes; Labridae. Bases 647 to 1357 code for a protein of 236 amino acids.
AUGACACCUGUGGAGGCUGUUAUUACCUGCCCGUGGAUCUCCUGUGUUUUCCUCAGUUGUACUGAUCACAGUGGAUGUUCUUUAUGCUGUCAAAUACGUUGGCUUUAAACACCGCUCUCUGACACUGCAGACUUCGUGUUGGUACACGUGAAUAGCCACGCUAUUCAUAGCCUCCGAACUCAUAACUUACCAGCCCCAUACUGCUGUGUUAUGCUCUGACAGCAUAGGAUCUCCUGAUUAUCGCUGUUUUCGGGGACAAUUGCUGAGUUUGAAUGCUUUAGAGUGAGGCUACCGUUAGCCUAGCUUUGCCUAUUACAUUAUUGAACAUUUCCUCGUCAGCGGUCGAGGUCGUAGAAAGCUAUGCCGAAUCAGACCGGGAGUAGAGAGAGAACAUUUUUUUCUGUCACAGAAAAAAAAAAAAAAAAAAUUCCACCACCCUCCUCCAGCCGGUUUCUUCUUCAAUCAAGUUGGGCUUUACAUGCACAGGAGGAAAAUACUCUGACAGCUCAAUGUUAAAGCGCCAGGUGGAGGAGACACGGCACUUCUGAGUCGGCCAUGGAGGACACCGAACACGAACACCCAAGAAAUUGCAGCCUUUUUCAAAUCUUACAAACCCCGAAAAGAAGAAGUCAAACAUCUCAGGAUCAUGCUUUAUGGUCCCGUUGGUGCCGGAAAGUCCAGUUUCGUGAACUCUGCUGACUCCGCUCUAAGAGGUCGUAUUGCCGGGAGAGCUCAAACAGAUGCAAUCUCUGGAAGCAGCCACACCAAGGAAUACAAAACUUACAAAAUUGAAAAGGACGAUAAGAGCUACUACCCUUUUGUUUUCAACGACAUCAUGGGCCUUGAGCGAAACGCCAACAAUGGAGUUCAUGUGGACGACAUCAUACUGGCUCUAAAGGGACACGUGAAGGAAGGUUUCACGUUCAACCCGUUCACCAAGAUGUCAACGGAUUAUUAUUACUACAACUCCAAUCCCUCUCUGGAUGACAAAGUCCACGUCAUGGUCUGUGUCAUUCCUGCUGACUCUGUCUCCCUGAUCAAUGAGAAAAUUCUGGACAAGUUUAAACAAGUCAGAGCAGCUGCCACUGAACUGGGAAUUCCUCAAAUGGCCAUUCUCACCAAAGUGGACCAGGCCUGUCCUGAGGUGAAAAGAGAUAUUAACAACCUACACAAGAGCAAGUACCUGAAGGAGCAGGUGGAAAAAUUCAGCUACUUGCUGGGAUUACCAGUUAACUGCAUCUUUCUACUGAAGAACUACGAAUCAGAAAUUGACACCAGUAAUGAGAUCAGUGUGCCGAUCCUCGCCGCCCUCAAACAGAUGGUGAACUAUGGAGAAGACUACCUGAAUGACCAUUAAACCUUCAAACUGCUGAGGCAGACAAUCAAUGAUGAAGGUGUUUAAACACAAACCUGCAGAAGUGAUUCUUUUUGGUAAUGUUGCUGUUGCAUGAUGCUUAUUUUUGUGAUGAGAAGCAUGCUGUUCACUAACUCAGUGGUCCUUAACCUUUGUCCCACUGAGCCCCCAGGACCCACACAGAAAAAAGGCACAUAUUGCUGCCAGAAAUACACAUAAAUUUGAGUUGUUUUAAUUGUUUAAAGCCAAACACAGUAGCCUAAACUCCAAGUGCUAUAAGCAAAAGACCUUGGUAUGAACCAUUCAAACAGGUUUUUAAUGAUUUUAGGUAGUUUUAGUAAACCUAACUAACAUCCUCAGAGCAGACAGGCCAUUGCGCCCCCCUACAAGAGAGAACAUAAUCAUGUAUGUAGAGUCAGUCUGGCCCCACAGUUCUCUGCCUGUCAACAGUCUGACCUCCAUGGUGAAAAGCUUGUGCUUUAAAGACAAGGC